AAGAAACUUCCGCACUGACCACGCAGACAGGGGCGACGAACAUGGAGGAGACCAAGUACCUUCCUUUGACAGAAGACCUGACGGUGUACGUGCCGGACAAUGACAUGCGCUACCGCACCCUGCUUCCGCCAGACUUUGAUGACCAGUUGAUCAUGGAAGACCCCAUGAUUCCGUUCGUGUACACGCGCAACUUCCUUGUGAUGACCAACCAGGGACUGCGGCACAAACACUUGGCUGGCGAAUGUGCGCGUCCACAGGUCACAGCGACGAGGAGAAUAGAAGACACACGCAUGGCCAAGAUUGUGGACAUGAUCUCGUGCACGGCGAUUCAGGACCGCAACGAGACAUGCUGCAUGGUGCGCGUGCGGUGGCAGUCCGUAGACUGGACAGGGGACACGUGGGUACUGUCCACUCGCAUCCAGAACACCGCACUGCUCCAGCAGUUCUACAUGGGCGCGUCUUCGUCGUGGCAGACUAGUCACUUGAUCACCAAGAUGGCUCGAUACAAGUACAGCUCCGAGGAGAAGCUCUGGGACGAGGAGCCUGGCAUUUCCAAGUGGAAACGUGAGCAUGGCAUCAUCGGGUACACGAAACCAGCAUCGCGAGCGUCUACCCAGCCAACCCAUCCCCAUUCGACAUCUUCUUCGACUUCCGUCGCCAGGCGGUCCGCCAGUCCCCGACGCGGAGCAGCAGCGGCCUCGUACUCCCAGAACCGUCCCAUGCCGCCGCCGCCGCCGCAAUAUUCGUUCCAUUACGCGCGCUAUGGAGGGCCCAAGAAGCAGUCCCCCACCGCCGCCGAGCUGCGCAUGCAAGCGUCCAAGCAGUACUCGGUCGCGGUGCUCUCAUCAAAGCACACGUUUGCAGCCGACACCGCGCACCCUACUACUAGUCGGACUCUACGAGACAACUCCCACUCGCAUCGGCGAGUGGAGUACCGGUCUCGGUCGACAUCGCCAAGCCGGCACCGCACGGACAGACCCAAUUCCCAUCAUCCCAGGGACAAUUCCCAUCAUUCUAGGGACAAUUCCCAUCAUCCCAGGGACAAUUCCCAACGAAACACUGCUGGGUCAUGGGGCACGAGUACCCCAGGCAGCCACCACCCGCCACCGCGGCAGUCGGGACCUGCGCGAACCGUGGUGAAAGUAUCCCAACCGAGUGACCAUGGGGAAGCCAGACCCCGCCAGUCCUCGUCCUCCUCAACCCGCAAAGAGGACGAUCAGCCGACAUCCAAGCGCGCCCGGACGUCGCCGGAAGUACGCGGUCGGAUUGUAGGGCAAGACCGACUGGCGGUGCUGGCGGACCGCCGACUCAAACGCCAACAUGACACUGCCCCCCCUCCUGGUAGUGCUAAGGGGGGUACGAGUGAGUGGCAAAUCCCGAAACGCGUCGCGCCUAGUACUACUACUAGUACUACUAGUACGCCCCAAACAUCCGUGGAGGCGGAAGUGAAGGAGGACGACGAGACUGCGCCGCCAAGUCCGACUGGAAGCCGCGGGUCUCAUGCGUAUUCGCCGCCAUCGUCCCCUUGUCCGGUUCACAGGUCGUCGUCGUCCAUGCCAAAGCUGCCACCGACACCUCACACGAAGGCUGCUAGUACUACUACUAGUACAACCCCCCCGGACUCCAUCGAUCCCCUAAAACCCGUCGACCCUCGUACGAAGGCUGGUAGUACUACUACUAGUACGACCCCGACUCCCUCCAUCGACCAACCCAUCGACCCUCGUACGCAACCACAGUCCAAGACUGCUAGUACUACUAGUAGUAGUCAAACCACACUGGCGGUGCAGGGCACGGCUUCCACCGACCCGUUAAAACCCAAAGACCCGCGAACUCGGGAGCCGUCGACAGCUAGUACUCCUGCUAGUACUACUAGUAGUACGCCGGCCACGUCAGAGGUCCCUUCAGACAAUCCGUCAGCUUUGUUGGGUGGUUCUAGUUCUUGUGAACCGGACACUCGAGCCAACGCCCCUUCACUGACAGCCGACCGUCCAAUCCACUCCCCAAAUACCAAGCCAAUGAUUGGGGACUUCGGUUUCAAAUCUGCCCAAUCAAAUGCGAGUACUGGAUGGGGGGACUUGGCUGGGUCGAAACCAUCUGGGGGAUGGGGCAACCCAUCGAAACGAUGGACGUCCAACGAUUCCACUUCUCGGGGUUAUGGAUCGUCAACCCAACCCAGUGACCCGCGUACGACUCCUACUAGUACUAGUACUAGAAGUACUAGUAGUAGUAGUAGUAGUACAAUGAAUGGAAACUCCACUCGUGGCUGGGGGGGGGGCGACUUGCCUCUGAGUGGGACGUCAAGGCCAUCGGGGGGGGGAGGGGGGGGAGGCCCUUCGAGACAUCCGUCCACCGACUCUCGACGGACGUGGGGGGGGGCAGACUCCACUCGUCAACGCUCGUUAGACAAGCGACCACGUGGCAGCCGCUCACGCAGCAAAACCAGAUGUCGAAGCCGAUCGUCCAGAAGUCGCAGCAGAGGAAGGCACCGCGAGCCCCCUAAUCCCCCCGAGCAAAAAGCCCCUGAACAGCCAGUUGUUCCUUCGACCCCCCCACUAGCUACGACAUCGUGUCCAUUGGUGGCAGUGAAACCAGCGGCGCCUGCAAUGUGGACACCGUACACUACCCCUCGUACGUCCGCCAUCCAGUGCGUCUGUGGGGCCGACGCCGUCGACGAUUACACGGGCGAAUGGGUGCAGUGCUGGGGCGACGCCUGCUGCGGGUACUGGUUCCACACUACCUGCGUCGAUAUGCCGUCAUCUCUCCGCCCAAUCUUUCAGUGUCCAUCGUGCUGCUCUUCCCCUACUUCUUCCCCCCCCCCCCCCCCCCAAUCAAUCAAACGGCUCUUCGACUGCUGCCAAACCAACUCGUGGCGCCUGUUUCACUCCCUAUCAUCCUCCUCCACUGCCGUCGACCUGACUUCGUUCCUGGCGUACCAACCCCCCCUUCUUGGAGGCUGCAAUGGGCUCGUGGUGGCCGCCCAAGUCGGCGCCCUCGCCAUCCUCCAAGACAUGCUCCAUAUGUUUUCGCCGAAUCAGGUCCAAAGCAGCGUCAACCUCCUCAACCAGACGCCGCUGCACGUGGCCAUAUUAAACGGCCACUUGCACUGUGUGCCAGUGCUCACCCAGAUGCAGCCGCGGUGGCACCACGUCGCAGAUGUAUAUAGCGCCCUCCCGCUGGACUAUUUACUGCAAGUCCGACCGGCGGAGGUGCUGCGGCUGCUGCAAGACAAGCCCGACCUCGUACAUGUGACCAACCCAUCCACGGGCAACUCGAUCGCGCACGCCAUCUGCGCCAUCGUUCCCCCCGACUUUGCCUCGUUGCUGGCCGUGAUUCCCGUAUCGCAGCUGUGUUCCGUCAACCACCACGGCCAAACGCCUGCGAUGACGUUAAUUCAAUCCCCCCACGUUCUGCGACACCAUUUCGAGCUGCUGGUGCAACAGCUGGCAUCAUCCCCUGACUGGUGGACGUGCGUGGAUGACCAGGGGCGGUCUGUACUGCACUUUGCACUCAUGUAUAAACACCCUUGGGCGCUGGAAGUGGCAGAUUUGAGUCGAUUUCGCCACUUUCAGCUGCUGCACUUGGCGGCGGAAUGCGCGCUGCCGUCUGCCGUGGCCCUGCUCGUUGCUGCAAAGUUCUCCCCGCAGCAAUUGCACGGGACCAGUCGAAGUUCUGGAGCCACAUUGGGCACGGGAUGGUGGCCCAUCUUGCAUGCGACGUCGCCGGGCUGCGUGCUGGAGCUCCUGCGGGUGGACACUGGCGCCCAGCUACAGUACUUGUACCACCAGAGCCAAGCUCACUCGACCAAGGUGCUAAGUAUCCUCAACUCGAUCGCAUCACAUCUCCCGCUGUACGACUUUAUUCAGGCCACGGCGGCAGCUAACCCCCACGAGUACCUCGGUAGCCGCUGCCUGUUCUUGCAGCGCUACCGCAAGUGUCUUCGGCUAGACUUGAAGCUCACGCAGCUCAAACUGCACGUCGCGUCGCUGAUAGUGGUGCCAUCGCGAGCAGCCAAGCGGGUAAUCACGGUGCCAUCAGAACGGGACCUCUGGAAGGUGCUUCAGUCCGCAGUGAUUUCCACGUGGAAGUGCCCGAUUCAGGUUGAAAUCGCCGGUGAAUUGCACAGCUCCAAGGACACGCACAUGUGGACGGUGCUGGCAUCGCAGCUGCGCCAGCUGGGGCCGCACUUGUUUGCAUCUUCUUCGCGAGUGUUUGAGCUGCUCGGCAAGUUGGUCGGCCACAUGGUGCUCGUAGGCCAGCAACUGCCGUCGGCCGUGCUGCCGCCCUCGUUCCUGAGCACCCCCGCCGAGUUCAAGCCCGAUUUAGCGCUCGAUUUUAAAAAGGGCUUGGACUCGGUGUUGCCAAACGCCCUGGACAACUGGAAUGGCUACGAGCGGUUCUUACUGCUCCAUCGAGUGAUAUUUCCCCAAACCAUGAGCCAGUGGAAAGCCACGAAAGUGCACUAUGAUAAGCCCUUUCACGCCCACCACCCAUCCAUACUGGCCUUCUGGACUGUGAUUGAGAAGCAUCUGGUGCCGCAGGAACAGCUCGUGUGCCGGCUGCGAUGCGGUCAGCCCCUGCGCAUCACCCCCGCGCCGACUGUCGGCAUUGUCGAGAAGUCCGUGCUCGGCAUCCCCGAAGCCAUUUCCAUGGACAGAUUGCAUGUCGACUUGGUGCUGUACAUUCGAGGGUUUCGAAAGCAUGCCAAACAUACGUAGCCAACCAGAUAUAGUACUAGUUCGUGGAUGUAGUAAAGUGUACGGUAAAGGUCGAUUCCUACUAUUAUUUAUUUUCCCAUAGUAUGAGCAAAA
Aphanomyces astaci is the source of this 4808-nucleotide messenger RNA. RefSeq lists its product as hypothetical. The record is from RefSeq and is a predicted model, not a curated record. The coding region runs from base 42 to 4715 and encodes 1557 amino acids. Lineage: Eukaryota; Oomycota; Saprolegniomycetes; Saprolegniales; Verrucalvaceae. The transcript has a single exon.